AUGCCUCGCACCAUCCUUAUCACAGGCUGUUCGGACGGCGGUCUCGGAGCGGCAUUGGCGAUUCAAUUCCACAGACGCGGCGACCGAGUCUUCGCGACAGCUCGCAACCCAGCCAAGAUGGCUUCGCUGACGGCGCUCGGGAUCGAGACGCUGAAACUCGAUGUCCUCUCGGACGACUCGGUCAAAGCUUGCGUGGACGAGGUCUCGGCGCUGACCGGGGGAACGUUGAACAUGCUCAUCAACAAUGCUGGAGCAGGGUACAGCAUGCCAAUUAUCGACAUUUCCUUGGACGACAUGGAGAAGCUCUACCGACUCAACGUGUUCUCGGUCGUCCGCACCACCCAGCUCUUCUUCCCGCUGCUGCGGGCGGCGGCGCCCGACGCCACCAUCGUCAACCAGACGUCGGCCGCCACCAUCAUCACCGUGCCGUACCAAGGCGCCUACGGGUCCUCCAAGGCCGCGCUGGACAACCUCACCCAGGUCCUGAGGCUGGAGAUGAUGCCGUUCCGCGUCAAGGUCGUCGACCUGCACACCGCCGCCGUCAAGACGCACUUUUUCGCCAACGUGGCCCAACAGCCCGGCUCCACGUUGCCCCCGAACAGCCCUUACGCCGUCCUGAAGGACAAGGUCCAGGCCGUCAUGAAUGGCGACAUGGAGGGCGUCAAGCAGCAGGACCUCGACCUCUGGGCAAAGAAUGUCGUCAACGACCUCUCGAAACGUAAUCCGUCGGCCCAAAUCUGGCGAGGCGCCAGCGCCACCGUGGUCUGGCUCGCCUCUUUUCUACCCCUGGGCGCCUUGGACGGCACGCUUAAAAAGAUGACUGGCUUGGACGUCCUGGAGAAGAAGGUCCAAGAGGAAACGUCCAAGAAGUCCUGA
Exophiala spinifera is the source of this 876-nucleotide messenger RNA. RefSeq lists its product as uncharacterized. Gene Ontology annotation, biological process: triglyceride catabolic process; phosphatidic acid biosynthetic process. The transcript is spliced from 2 exons. Gene Ontology annotation, cellular component: lipid droplet; endoplasmic reticulum. Gene Ontology annotation, molecular function: triacylglycerol lipase activity; acylglycerone-phosphate reductase (NADP+) activity. Bases 1 to 876 code for a protein of 291 amino acids. Lineage: Eukaryota; Fungi; Ascomycota; Eurotiomycetes; Chaetothyriales; Herpotrichiellaceae. The record is from RefSeq and is a predicted model, not a curated record.